GUUUGCAUGUUGGGGGUCUGACAUGAACAACCAGGAAGCUCAUCCAUCCUGUCCUGGUCCUUAAGCUUCAAUCCUCGUUAAAAUAUCUGUUUUUUUUUCCUUUGUGACACUUCUCAGUGGGCUCUGCUUUCUCUUCACCGUCCAAUCAUCCAAUGGACGCUCCUCUCUGAGUCUCGUGGGCUUGUUGCGUCAGCCUGGUGUUGUUGGGAUGAAACCGGGCUUGUGGCUGAUUCCAGGGGGUCUCCGUCUCUGAGCUGCAUCAUCACUGAAAGGUGAAGCUCAGAGGACCAUGAGUGCACGUGUCACACAGGUGAAUUAGCUGCGGCUGUGUUCAGGAGACAGAGGAGGCAGAGCAGGACAAAGUGCGGCACUCAGCAGCUCCAUGCGCCAAACACGCAGAGUUUAAAGGGAAGGAGCCGAACGGAGGUGUCAGCCCGGGAUAAGACGCGCAUAUGACAUCCUGUCUGGUUCUGACUCCUCGCUGGGCAGCAGAACCCGUCAUGUUCGUGUAUGACAACAACCUGGACGACCUGAACAGGAGCAUGGAGGGGCUGGUGGGCAGCGGGAACUUCCAGUGCCGCAACAUCAUGGCGCAUUCGGCGGCUUUCGGGGGCCACCCCUCCAGCGUGGCGCACUCCUCCGCCACCGCCGGCUGCUCCUCGGUCGACGGGUCCGCUUCCUCGGGCUCCAGCGAGACUCCUGCUGGAUCUUCAGGAAAACCGUCUGCGGGAGCCGGACCGUGCGCGGGAACCGCCGUGCCGCACCAACCCCCCUCAAGUGCGGCCGCCUUGCCGUACAGCUACUUCGGGAACGGUUACUAUCCCUGCAUGAUGGGCCGCGGCUCUCUCAAGUCCGGCCCCCAGGCUGGCGGAGCCGCGCUCAGCUCGCAGUACAUGGACACCACGAUGAGUUCGGACGAGUACCCGAACCACCGGGCAAAGGAGUUCGCCUUUUACCACGGCUACGCCGGUCCUUACCAGUCCGUGGCCAGUUACCUGGACGUGUCGGUGGUCCAAACGCUGGGAGCCGAGCCGCGCCACGACACCCUGCUCCCCAUGGACAGCUACCAGCCCUGGGCCCUGACCAACAGCUGGGGGGGACAGAUGUACUGCUCCAAAGACCAGGCUCAGGCUGGACACCUCUGGAAGUCCGCUCUGGCUGAUGUGGUGGCGCACCACGACGGCUCGUCCUUCCGCAGAGGCCGGAAGAAGAGGAUACCGUACACCAAAGUCCAGCUGAAGGAACUAGAGAAGGAAUAUGCGGCCAACAAGUUCAUCACCAAGGACAAAAGGAGGAAAAUCUCGGCUUUGACCAGCCUGUCCGAACGGCAGAUCACCAUCUGGUUUCAGAACAGGCGCGUGAAGGAGAAGAAAUUCGUGGCCAAAGUGAAGAGCAGCGCGCCAUAGCGCGCGGGUUUCUUCUCUCUGGACAGUUUAGUGGAUGACCAUCAUGUACAUGAAUGUAAUGGCGGGAAAAUGGACUGUGCGCCAAAAGAAACAGACUGAUCAAAUGAACUUGAACUGAAAAACCUCAGAGAUCCUAAACUUUCUGCCUGUUCGAUGUAAUCGUCUGUCCGUGUGUCUGUUGCUGUUGUGUUGUCCCUACGGCCAUAUAUAUACAUAUUUAUUUGUAUGGUAGGGAUGUAAUGUUUUUGUUUCUGUCAGUAAACCAAUAAUCACAUAAUAAAGUGACUGAAGUCAGAUCUUGUAACGGAUCGUUGGUCUUUUUAGAACCUGCAGCCAUCCUGAGCUCAGGCAUCCUGCUGAAUCAAAGAUAAAAAUGUAAAACUCUGCUGAAUACAAAUACAUCAUGACCUGUGUUUAAAUAAAACCCCUUCUGUUAAAA
Molecule: messenger RNA, 1845 nt
Organism: Austrofundulus limnaeus
Lineage: Eukaryota; Metazoa; Chordata; Actinopteri; Cyprinodontiformes; Rivulidae
Gene: hoxb13a
Product: homeobox B13a
Exons: 2
Coding region: 453-1406 (317 amino acids)
Biological process (GO): regulation of DNA-templated transcription
Molecular function (GO): DNA binding; DNA-binding transcription factor activity, RNA polymerase II-specific
Source: RefSeq, a predicted model, not a curated record